UUGCUAGGUAGAUUAUGUUAAUAUAUGCAAUGCGGCCAUCUCUGCAGCUACCAUUCUGAAGGCGUCCCUGGUUGUCUCAAGAGAGGGAAUCAGAAUUGAACUGAUCGGUGACGCUGCCGGCUGCAGGCUUGGCACCGUGCUGCCAUGGAGACCAAGCAGGAACCGUCCGCUGUGUGGAGUCAGACUGUUAACAGUGAUUCAGGCAACCCCACACAGGUGCAUUUUGAAGGCGGCACCGUGGCCCAGAUCGUGUACAGUGGAGAUCAGACGGACAGAGGACAGCAGCAGGUGGUUUAUACGGCAGACGGGAACUCCUAUACCUCAGUAGAGUCUGCAGAGCACACACUGGUCUACAUACACCCUGCAGAUGGCACUCAGACCGUGUUUGCUGAUCAGCCGCAGGUGGCUUAUAUUCAGCAGGAUGGCACGACUCAGCAGGUGACAGUUCUGCUGCCGAGUGGGCAGAACAUGAACGCUGCCAAUCUGCAUGUUCUCAGUAAUGUAGCAGAAGCUCCACAAGCGAUCCUGGAGCCAGUUUCCCAGGAGCAGCUGUCUGUGUCCACCUCGCUCACAUCCAUGGCCGACAUCGGGGACACUCCCACCAGUCCCCUCGGAGCCACAGACUCCACAGAUGACUUCGAUGAAGACGAGGACGAAGACUCUGAGAUGGACGACUGGGAGCCGAGUCAGCCUCAGUCAUUCAACCCUCACAGCCUCUGGUGCGAGGAGUGUAACAGCGCCAACCCCACGGACUGUGCGAAGCACGGCCCUCUGCACCCCAUCCCCAACCGGCCGGUGAUGUCCAAGGCCAGGGCCAGUCUGCCUCUGGUCCUCUACAUCGACCGGUUCCUGGGCGGAGUGUUCUCCAAGAGACGCAUCCCGAAGCGCACACAGUUUGGCCCAGUGGAGGGGCCCCUGGUCCCACAGAGCGAACUCCAGGACCACUACAUUCACUUAAAAUUGUGCAUGUUGGAUGGGGAGAAGGAUGCGGAGAAGUCUGAUGACAUGUGGUUGGACCUUUCCGAUGAGGACAGCUGUAACUGGAUGAUGUUUGUGAGACCGGCUCAGAAUCACCUGGAGCAGAACUUGGUGGCUUAUCAGUACGGCUCUGAAAUAUUUUACACAACUAUCAAGAACAUCCAACCCAAGCAAGAGCUUAAGGUGUGGUAUGCAGCAUCGUAUGCAGAGUUUGUAAAUCAAAAGAUCCACGAUGUUACAGAAGAAGAGAGAAAGGUGCUCCGGGAGCAGGAGAAGAACUGGCCUUGUUACGAGUGCAACCGGCGUUUUGUGAGCUCUGAACAACUGCAGCAACAUCUAAACAUGCACGACGACAAGUUAAAUUCUGUUAGCAGAUCCAGAGGCCGGGGCCGAGGACGAGGCAGAAAGCGAUUUGGAACAGGAAGACGGCCUGGACGGCCACCUAAAUUUAUACGUUUGGAUCCACAGGUGGACACCAGUGCGGACAAGACGACAGAAAUGCUGGAACUGACAGAGAAGCCUCUGGAGGAGCGGGUAGAGGGAGCUCAGAAUGGGCUGAAGGUGGUGGAGAUGGAGCCGGAGGUGGAGGCUGGGACCGAGACACAGGGUCAGCUCAUACCUUCUGACGGGGGUCCGGUCCCAGAGUCCGUAACGGCGCCGUCCAACGAAGACCUGCAAGUUCCUCUGAAGGACGACCCGACACAGAGCAGCCAGUCAGACGCUCAUCUCACCACGCAGGACAUGCGUCGUGCCAAGAGAAUCAGGAUGGAUGUGCAGAACGCAGCCCUGCAGCAUCUCUUCAUCAGGAAGAGUUUUCGUCCUUUUAAAUGCACCCACUGUGGCAAGGCCUUCAGGGACAAAGACAAGCUGGAUCAACACCUGCGCGUCCACGGCCGGGACGCCUACGCCUUCUCCUGCCACAUCUGCAGCAAGAGCUUCACGAGCGACUCGUCCCUGGAGGAUCAUCUGCUGGUGCACACAGAGAACCGCUCCUACUCUUGCCUCUUAUGCCCAGAAACCUUUGAAAGGCUGGACCUGCUCAAAGACCACGUGGGGGUGCACGCCGUGAACGGCUGCUUCACGUGUCCGUCCUGCAAGAAGACAUUUACUGACUUCAUCCAGGUAAAGAAGCACAUCCGCUGCUUCCACUCAGAGAAAAUCUUCCAGUGCCCAGACUGUGAAAAGGCCUUCUGCCGCCCAGACAAGCUGCGUUUGCACAUGUUGCGCCACUCUGACCGCAAGGAUUUCCUCUGCUCGACAUGUGGCAAACAAUUCAAGAGGAAAGAUAAGCUGCGGGAGCACAUGCAGCGCAUGCACAAUCCAGACAGAGAGGCCAAGAAGGCCGACCGCAUCCACCGCUCCAAGACCCUCAAGCUGAAGGUUCCCACCACCGACUUCGAGAGCUUCGCGUUCAAAUGCAGAGUGUGCAUGAUGGGAUUCAGACGCAGGGGGAUGCUGGUUAAUCAUUUGUCCAAGCGUCAUCCGGACAUGCGCAUUGAUGAGGUGCCUGAACUAACGCUGCCAAUUAUCAAGCCCAACAGGGAUUACUUCUGCCAGUAUUGUGAAAAGGUGUAUAAGAGUGCCAGUAAGAGGAAAGCUCACAUACUGAAGAACCAUCCUGGGGAAGAAUUGCCUCCCAGCAUUCGUAAGUUGCGUCCAGCCGCCCCCGGCGAGCCCGACCCGAUGCUGAGCACACACACCCAGCUGACUGGCACCAUCGCCACUGCGCCGGUCUGCUGCCCUCACUGCGCCAAACAAUAUAGCAGCAAGACUAAGAUGGUGCAGCACAUCAGAAAGAAGCAUCCAGAGUACGCCCAGACCAUCCAGGCUCCUCUGACCACAGCUGUCAUCAGUAGCGCUCCUGCCGUCAUCAGUGCAGACGGCACCACGGCUGAAGCUGUAGUUACCACAGAUCUGCUGACCCAGGCCAUGACGGAGCUUUCCCAAACAAUGACCACAGACUACAGAACGCAGGGAGACUACCAGAGGAUCCAGUACAUCCCCGUCACUCAGGCAGGAGGCAGCCUGUCCCAGCCACAACACAUCCAACUCCAGGUGGUCCAAGUAGCUCCGGCCUCAUCCCCUCAUUCCCAGCACCCGACAGUAGACGUGAGCCAGCUGCAUGACCCUCAUGGAUACAGUCAGCACUCCAUCCAGGUACAACACAUUCAGGUCACUGAGCCCUCGGGCACCGGACAAGGUGCCAUCCAGGUUUCUGGUCAGCCUCUAAGCCCCACCUCCCAGCAGACCAGUCAGGAGCUGAGUCCUGCCCAGCUCACCCCGGUCACUUUAGCUCAGAGCCACACUCUCCAGACUAGCAGCAGCCAGCAGCAGGGGACUGUGCAGCACGCGUACAUACCUGGAAACUGGAACUACCGAGGCUACUCAUCUGAGAUCCAGAUGAUGGCUCUACCUCAUGCACAGUAUGUGAUAGCUGAGGCUAGCACCCCUGUAUCUGGAGUCAAUAGCAACCAGGUGAAAGCGACACACUACGUUAUCUCCGAGGGUCAGGGUGAGCUGGAGUCGAAACAGGCCGCUCCUCAGAGUACGACCCAACCCCACACUGAACACCUGGAGCAGCAGCCGACCAAUCAGCAAGCCACCACGCAGUACAUCAUCACCACGACCACCAACGGGAGCGGCAACAGCGAAGUUCACAUCACGAAGCCGUGAACUCGACGGUGGCGAUGAAGACGUUUCAGAUCCGGUGCAGACCCACAGACUGAUCCCGCAUGUCGUCCUCAGCAGCUUUUCGUGCACACGAGUGAAAACAUACGCAUCUGGAUGUAGAUUUGUGUACAUACAGAGAUAAAAAAAAAAAAAUGGACCAGCACAGUUUUAUGUGUUUGUUAAGUGUUACUAUGUUGGGAAAGCAGUUGUGCUGCAAGCUGCAUAGAACUCUGUGACAAAAAUAAAAUUAGCUGACAGAGAAAAUGUGACACCUGGUUUUGAAGAGAAUAAAAUAAAUACCCGGA
Messenger RNA from Mugil cephalus (flathead mullet), 3953 nucleotides. RefSeq names its product PR domain containing 10 (gene prdm10). Gene Ontology annotation, molecular function: protein binding. The record is from RefSeq and is a predicted model, not a curated record. NCBI's taxonomy places the organism in Eukaryota, Metazoa, Chordata, Actinopteri, Mugiliformes, Mugilidae. The transcript is spliced from 24 exons. The coding region runs from base 145 to 3651 and encodes 1168 amino acids. Gene Ontology annotation, cellular component: nucleus.